This is a messenger RNA of Cucurbita pepo subsp. pepo (vegetable marrow), 1710 nucleotides long. Its product is annotated as protein ABIL2. Lineage: Eukaryota; Viridiplantae; Streptophyta; Magnoliopsida; Cucurbitales; Cucurbitaceae. The record is from RefSeq and is a predicted model, not a curated record.
UUAGGAAGAGGAGAAUGGCGGAGGGUUUUUGGGGUUGGGACCCAUCGUUUCCAAAACACACUCGUACAGUGGCAACCACGAGACACAAUGAUGGGGAGGGAGAGCUAAAAUAGGGGAUUUUUCACAUUCAAAUUUGCCCACUUUUGCUGCUUCCAAAAGAGAGGGAGGCCCUUUCAACCAGAAUGCCCCCUGAAUUUCUGGCUUAACCGACGAGCUCCUCUUCAUGUUUGUCCCUCCCGUUUCCCAUCUCACGCCCACCACCACCACCCUCUUUCUUUCUAUCAUUUUCAUCUUCAAAUCCUUGCCUUUUCCUGUUUCUUUUGUUCAAACAUUUUACAGAGGUUUUGUAACCUGUCGUUUUUCUAGUUCACUCUAAAUCUUUUACCAAACCCACUUGAUUUUUUUGCCAACUUUUGGCUUCUUUUGCUUCUACUCACUCUGGGUUCUCAUUUUGAGGCUCAAAAAUUAGAUGGGUUUUCGGCUACCGUCUCCUUUCUAGGUUCGACCUCUUCACCUGCAAAACAACAGGCCUUGUAGUUAGUUUGAGCUCAAACCAAAUCUUGUACAAUGCCCAUCUCACAACAAACGUCCAACUUCGAUGAGAUUUCUAUGAAGCAGAGUUUGAUUUUCUCUGAUUGUCUCAAGGAUUUGAAGAACCUGCGAGCACAAUUAUACUCAGCAGCAGAAUACUUCGAACUCUCUUACAUGAAUGACGACCAAAAACAGAUAGUGGUAGAAACAUUGAAAGAUUAUGCUGUUAAAGCUCUUGUGAAUACGGUGGAUCAUUUAGGUUCUGUUACUUUUAAGGUUAACGAUCUCUUGGAUGAAAAGGUGGAUGAUGUUUCUGGAACUGAGUUUAGGGUGUCAUGCAUCGAGCAGAGGCUAAGAACGUGCCAACAGUAUAUUGAUCAUGAAGGACAUUCCCAGCGAUCCCUGGUGAUGAAUACCCCAAAAUAUCACAAGCGUUACAUAUUACCAGUUGGGGAGACCAUGAAUGGCGGUAUCCAAACUAGAUCCAAAUACGAAGGAUGCAACCUAGAUGAUGAAGAUGACUGGCACCAAUUUAGAAAUGCUGUUCGAGCUACCAUUAGGGAAACGCCGCCAUCCAUUAUCAGUAAAGAAAAUUCUCCUGUGCGUUCGCAACGACCUUCGCCAUCCCCACAACCUAGAACGUUUUCGUUCACGUCUACUAUGUCCAAGAAGGAAUUAGAUAAACGGUCGGUUUCACCACACCGGUUUCCACUUCUGCGUUCUGGUUCUCUCUCAAGUAGGCCAAAGACGCAGAGUUCAAGUCGAUCAACUACGCCCAACUCAAGUAGGCCCACCACUCCAAGUAAUUCCAAUGGCCAACGACGGUAUCCUUCAGAACCUAGGAAAUCAGCAUCAAUGCGUAUGCCUGCAGAAAGGGAUAACAGCAAGGAUGUUGAACAAUAUCCCAGCAAAAGCAAACGCCUGCUAAAGGCAUUACUCAGCCGACGCAAGUCGAAGAAAGACGAUAUGCUGUACACCUAUUUGGAUGAAUACUAGUACUUCCAACACGUCCAGGAAAGCAAUGAACCACAGAGGAACCUCUUCAAUUCACUAGAGUUACCACUUUGUAUGUUUCAUAUAGCAGUUUUUCCUUCAUCCCAUGCUCAAAUCAUUUCUUUGUUCUUCUUUGACUUCAAUUUUUAGUAAUAUAAGUGAUUUCAUCGUGUGGGUUUUAAGAAU